UUUCCGUUACAUGGGCGUGAACAAAAGGGGAUCGGUUGCCGCGUGCGCUCUCGCGCCGUGUUUUGCGGUACCAUUAAAACACUACAUUUCUCAUGUUUUCUUAGUUUACUUACUGCUAAUUUCAGUGGAAAUGGAGGCGUUUAACCAGCUUCUGUUGGAAUAUCCUGAAUUAAUGUAUAGUGGAGUCGGAGCUACGGCGUUUGUCGCCGGUGGAGCGCUAAUAUACAAAAUUGCCACCAGAAAGAAACCGACCCAUGCAAAUGUGAACUGCUGGUUCUGUAAUCAGAACACAGUGGUGCCCUAUGGGAACAGGAACUGCUGGGACUGUCCCAACUGUGACCAGUAUAAUGGCUUCCAGGAGAAUGGGGAUUACAACAAACCCAUCCCAGCUCAGUACAUGGAGCAUCUGAACCACGGAGUAUCUGGUAGCCUUCCCUCAUCUGAGACACCCAUGACACUGCAGUGGGUCAACUGUCAGAUGCUGCUAUGCAGGAAGUGCAAUAACAACCAGUCUGCAAAGAUCAAGCAGUUGGCCUCAUUUAUCCCAAGGGAUGAUGAGAAUUACGAUGAGGAAAUAGAAGCCUAUAAGCACCACCUGGAGCAGACAUAUAAGUUAUGCAGGCCGUGUCAGACAGCAGUGGAGUACUACAUCAAAUAUCAAAACCGUCAACUUCGAACAGUGCUCCUAAACCAUCAGCUGCGACGCAGCAGAGAAUCAGACAAGGGCUUCGUAAAGAGCUCCUAUUCUGCAUCUUCUCCCACGGGGGUCAUACUGUUACGGGCCCUCGCCUUCCUGAUAUGUGCUUUCCUAGUUGCUACAUCUUUGAGUGAAUUGCUGGACCAGCCUACUUUGUCUAGUGGCCCACAGACAUUAAGUGGUGGGGUCAUUCCUCCAAAGCCUAAACCCUCCAAUGAAUCCACCCCCGACAACAAAAGCAGCGGAGGCGUGCCUGUAUGGCAGGGUCUGCUGGAGCUGCUCCCAGACAAGGCCCUAGAAAAUGUCAAGCUGGUGUGGCAGCAUGGAAGGGACAACCGGCUGGCUGUAGUCUCUGUUGGCCUGUUGACUUGUCUCACUGCUAUCUUCUUAGCAGGACCUGUGAGGUUGAGGAGAAUUGAUGCUGUGGCCUCUGUCCUGUGGUUCCUCAUCCUGUGUGUUUACCUGGCUGAGAUCUACUUGACUGGUGCCUUGGGCUGGAUGGACACAGCCAAGCUCAGUAUCGUCUCCCUCUGUUGCCUAGUCAGCUUUGCCGCUGCUGUGGCAACUCACAAACCACUGGGUCCAAGAAGAGCCAGAUAUCGAAGAUACCUUGCAGGCAGCUCUGCAGUCCCCUUCAGCAGCCAGCCUCCUUUGCUCUCUCCUGACCUGGCAGACUCCUUCGUCCCCAUGCCGCCCCCCAACCUUUCCAGGCUCAUAAACCGCCAACAGAAUCCUCGUGAGCGCAAGGCUUCCCCCUCCUCUCUGCCCGGGCGCCUCAGCAGAGCCCUCUGCCUUGGCACCAUCCCCUCCCUCACCAGGACAGAUUCUGGUUACCUGUUCAGUGGAAGCAGACCAGCCUCACAAUACAAAGACUCCCCACCCUCAGACUACUUUUCACUGAAAUCUGGGAGCCGCCCAUCAUCUCCAGGCCCCUCUCCAACUCCUUCAGUAGCUGGGUCAGUUACAUCCAGUUCAGGUUCUGCCAGACAACGGCGCCCCCUCAUCAGCCCUGCGCGCCUCAACAUCAGCGGCCGGAAACUCCGGCUUUUCUCAACGGAGCCAGAACACACACUCAUGUCCCCACCUGUGUCCCGGUCACAUUUUUUUGUAGAGCCAACCUCUUCCAUAUACAGUGGUUGCUUUUCACCUGACAUAUCACCCUUCCAAAGCCAAAAUGAUUUGAGUUCUUUGUUAAGGGACAGCAGUGUGAUUGAAGAGGAAGAGAAGCGAGGCAGCUCCUCAGAGUCCUCCACAUGCCUGGUUGGCACUACGACACAGGGGCUGGAGAGCACCCCUCCUCCAAAAGGUUUUGUGAAGCUUCUUAUCUGGCCGGGGCUUUUAUUAGUGAGCCUGACUGCCAAUCUGUUCUUCGCCUGCCUCUAUAUGUACCACAACUGGAGAUGAACUGUUGAUGGGUCUGCUGCUGUUCUCUUGUGACCUGCACAGAGUGAGCCUCUGGCCCUGUCAUGUCUGUAGACCUGGAGGUCAUUCAGCAAUGCCAGAAAACAUCCUUUUUGGCAGUUACUCAUUGUGUGCUGGUGCUUAGUGAAAAUACAGAUGUUGGCUUUUCAACAGUGUACCUCCCAUUUGAUUGGAGUUAUAAGAAAACUGUAUGGUGGAAUCAAAUAUUACGCCUUUUUGAUUUGUGAUUCAUGACUGCUUGAAAAUAUGUUGGCUUUUUUAACUGGCCGUGUUUUGUCUUUUGGCUUGUCACUACUUCUCUUACAUGAACACAGGUGCAUGUGUAAUUGAUUUAAAAAGCUCAAGUCUUGCACUGAUGCUUGAUGGAUUUUUAAAAACCAUUCUGUGAAAUGUGCAAUAAACAUGUACUGUUUAUUCGAUGCUGCUUGGACACAGGGUCAUGUCUUACCUACUUAUACUGAUUGUGAGGAGUGCAUUACUUCUCCCAACUGAAUAACAUUUCUGGUUCUCUACAAUAGCCAAAAAUUGGAAAACAUUAAGCAGCAUGUUAUGUCUGUGGUGUAUAGUUAGUGACAGUUUUGCAUUUUUUAAAUUUGUACAGAUUUUCUCUUUGUAGUGUCAUAAUUUCACAGCACUGGUGUUUGCCAUUUCCUUUCUAUGUAUAUUCAGAUGGGAACGAAUGGUGUGUCAAUCUCUAUUCUGUUAUGUUAUUUUGUUAUACAGUUUACAGUCAACAUUUUUAAUAUUAUGGUAAUUUAUUUCUCAUACCAAAGUGGCGCAUGCCACAAUAAUUCAUUACAGAAAUAGUUCUCUUUCACCAAACCAUUUCAUUUUCUGGUAUCGCUUAUAGAUAUCCUGUUCACAGGCUAGUUUGUAAGGGGCAGAACUCCUAUGGUCAAGUGAAAUAUAAUUUUAUUUUAUUUCCAGUCUAUAAAGAAAUCAUCUUCAACUUCAUGAUGUUUGCAUUAGAAAUGCACAGAGAUUCAGAUAGUAGUUUUACGCCUAACUGAGCUGUGAACUAAUUUAUACAGGACUUUUCUUACCUUCUAACUUGUAAACAUUGACAUUAAAUUGGAAUGAUUUUACACUUGUUUUUCUGAAUUGUAUUUCCAGUUGUUUGUGUUUGGUUGUGUUGUAUUUUAAAUAUGUGAUUUGAAAUUGUGAAGAGCACAUAUGUUUGAUUAUUAUGCGUGUAUGUUGAACAUGUGAGUUACAAAAAGUUGUACAUUUUGGACGUAUGCAAGAUGUGUAUAAACAGUUUACGGUUAGCUUGUGUUGCUGUUAGGCUAUUGGGUGUUCAUUUUCGCAUUGUUGAAUGACCAUGCGCUUGACUUUUGAGAGGAAUCCUUUUGUCCUCAUUUGAGUAAUUACUGGGUUGUGUGGUUUUUCUCAGACAUGUAAUGUUAAUUUGAAUGUGGUAAUUUAAAGUGCAGAAUGUCAGUUUGUUUGAAGUCGAUAUUUUGAGCGAAAGUAAUAAAUAAUUAAACUAUUAUUUUUAAAAAGUUUCUGAGAAAACUAAAACUUGCUACUGAAAAACGUCUAAAUGACUGGGAAUUGACUAAUGAUAGGUUAAGAAAAUUAUCAUUAGACAACCUUUAUAAUGAAAAAUAGUUUUUGAAAAUUAUUGUAACCUUUCAACAUACUGCAUACAGGCUGUUCAUAUUUGAUGUGUAACUGGUGUAUAUUUAUUUCUUCUCUGAAGAAGAAAGAUAAUGUUGAAAUGUAAAUGUUCUUUCAGCCAUGUGGAAUUUUUCUGAAUGAGACAAACCAUCAUUUUUCAGUUAAAGAUAAAAAUUAAUUUAUUUUUGAAUUUGUAAUUACAGUAUUUUUUUUUUGGGACUUCACAUCACCAUUAUGUCAAAGCAAGAGUCUGUCCAUUUCAGACUCUUUGACAAGAAGUAUGAAUUUAUGUUCUCUUUGAUAUUUUCACUAAUUGUUUGAAGGGUUGUUAUUCCACUGUGUUCAGCAAUGCAAAUGUUUGUCUGCAAAAGCUGUUUGGUCUGUGUGAUCGUAAGGAACAACAUGGGCUUCAUGGUUGCAUCUGGACCCAAAGUUUUUUAAUUAAAAAAAAAAUUCUAACUA
Siniperca chuatsi (mandarin fish) is the source of this 4201-nucleotide messenger RNA. It is a transcript of the gene tmem201, whose product is annotated as transmembrane protein 201. Bases 11 to 2101 code for a protein of 696 amino acids. Gene Ontology annotation, cellular component: nuclear inner membrane. The transcript has 11 exons. NCBI's taxonomy places the organism in Eukaryota, Metazoa, Chordata, Actinopteri, Centrarchiformes, Sinipercidae. The record is from RefSeq and is a predicted model, not a curated record. Gene Ontology annotation, molecular function: lamin binding; actin filament binding. Gene Ontology annotation, biological process: nuclear migration along microtubule.